Molecule: messenger RNA, 1991 nt
Organism: Schizosaccharomyces cryophilus OY26
Lineage: Eukaryota; Fungi; Ascomycota; Schizosaccharomycetes; Schizosaccharomycetales; Schizosaccharomycetaceae
Product: GTPase activating protein
Exons: 2
Coding region: 433-1674 (413 amino acids)
Source: RefSeq, a predicted model, not a curated record
CUCCGCACUCUUAGCUAGGUGCACUAUCCUCAUCAUGGGAAUUUCAGAGGAUAUAAAGAGUAAGACAAAAUCAACUCCUUCUUGGAGUUCUGAGGUCUUGCUUGUUCCACCCAGAAAACUAAGAAAAAGAGAAAUAAAUGAGUUCAAAUAAUUAGACUCUUGAUAAGUGCGUCCAGUAUCGUUAAUCGGUGAAAGGUCGCUUUUUGACCUUACCAAAAUCAUUGACAAAAAGGUUGUGCAUAUUCUUGCAUUUUGGCUUAGAGAAACUUAGAACUUGUUGGUUGCAUUUUAUCCUUCUCUGAAUUUUUAUUUUUAUUUGUUUUGUUUUUAUUUUAUUGAUUUCGAAGAAUAUCUGUGCGCCAGUAUCAGUUUUUGGGUACUUUUACGUUCCUUUUCUAUUCUUACUGUUGUUCCUAAGAAAGAAGGUAAAGCAUGGAACAAUCAAAAAACUUGAAAAUUAGUACUCUUCAGCGAAUUCAAGAAUUGUACCGACUAGGCGAUUAUCAGUAUCUGGAAGCAGCAGAAGCUAUUGACAAGAAAAGCACUUCAGUUCCAGAACGGAAAAGCUUUUCUCCUGAGAAAAUUGAUCGUUAUGGAAACUACCGUAAUGAUAUGGGAUUGGUAAACGUAGGAUUCUAUAAAGUCACUAAGGAUCUUUCACUAGAUAAAGAGAGCAGUACUUUUCGUUUGGGUAAAAAGCUAAUUGGCCGCGAUGACUUGUCGAAAUAUAUUAAGGAAAGUAUCUUUUCCCCUUUGACAGAAGAAUUAGAAAAAGAUAGGAAGUUGCUAUCAGAACGCGAGCUUUCCCGGAUUGAAAAAUGGAAACAGAUGUGCACUAUACAUUUCGAGUCAGGGAAUCAGCUUCAUUCGUUUCGGAUCACAAGAAAAUUAAUUCAAAGAACAUUCAAAGGAAUACCCGAUUGCUGGCGCUCUAUAGCCUGGUGGUCAUUUUUAAUGGAUGAUGUCCCGGACUCGAAUCUAAUUAAUCAUUACUAUGAUUUGUGCGAUCAGAUAUGUGAGUAUGAUGUACAGAUUGAUUUAGAUGUUCCUCGAACUGCUGCUACUCAUUUUCUGUUUCGUAAACGUUAUAAUGGUGGUCAACGGCUACUGUUUAGAGUUUUACAUUCAAUCGCUUUGUACCUCCCUCAUGUUGGUUAUGUACAAGGAAUGGCUUCUAUUGCAGCGACCUUGUUAAUUUACUACACCGAGGAGUUAGCAUUUAUAAUGAUGGUUAAUCUGCUCGAACGUAGGGGUAUGAGUUCUCUCUUUUCGUCUGGGUUUGAAGUCUUAUUAAAGGCGUUUGAUGAUUUGAAGGAAGAGUUACAGUAUCUACCGUCUGGUAGACAUCUAUCUAAUAUUGGAGCUGAACCAUCUGCAUUUGCUACUCGCUGGUAUUUGACAAUUUUCCAUCAAUGUGUUCCUUUUCAUACGCAACUUCGUAUAUGGGAUUUGCUUUUCCUUUUAGGUGGUAAUGAAGGACAAACAAUUAGGCUUUUACAAGCGUCAUCACUCGCCCUAGUACGAGGAAUGUGGGAUACAUUAAUGGAUGCUGAUUUUGAGGUUGUCAUGCAGGCUUUAUCAGGAGUUAUUCCUAUCCGGAACGACGAUGCUUAUUUAGCCCGCAUCGAACAUUUUUGGCAGAAAAUGCCUUCUGAAGCCGCUUCGAAAAAUUAGUUUUAAUUAUGGGUUACAGUGUCGCUAUUUAUCUUCUUGGUUUGCAUUUCUUUGUAUUAUGCUUUUUUCGCUUUUACAGUGGGGUUAUUGUACUGUCGCUUCUCUUUAUAAUGUUGUAUUCUCUUAAUUUGGAUCUUUAUCCGUACUUUUAAUUUCCUUGAUACCACCGGUAACAAGAGUCAACAUGUUAGGUGUUUUUAUAAUUGCUUUAGGUUUAGGGAACUCUUGAAUUAUAAAAUCUGCUUGAAUUGAUACUUGCAACUCAUGUAGGAUAGUAUAUACUCCAUUACAAAGAAAUGCAAAAAAUAUUACACAUA